AUGUUGCAUCUUAUUAAUUUCCUCAUUUUAAAAUCCAUUUUAAUUUCAAAUUUAGACAGCAUAUUAUCUACACUGCUUUUAUAAUCAUUUGUUGUUUCUGUCCUUAAAUCUUUAAAAAAGGGAGAAGUUAACAAACCUAAAAUAUUCUUAAAACUAAAACCGGACUUAAUGUUAGUUGUUAAGAAAUAAGAACUUUGCAAAAUAAUAUCGAAAUUUAAAAAUUCGAGAAUUUAUUUCAAUUCUUGGAAAAUAAAUAUGCUAUAGUAAUUAAAUCUCUUUUUUUAAACUGAGAUUUUAAUGGAUAUUAUAAAUGAUAAUUAAUUAUCAAGUAGCUAAAAAUUAAAUUUUAUUUAAAUCCUGAGAUAAUAAAUGAAGAAAAAUAUAAAAAAUUCUCGAACCUAUUAAAAGAUAUCGGAUGAAUAGAAAAAAAAACUCUUGAAAUUAGUUUGCCUUCUAGGUUUUAAAAUAAAAGCCGUAUUUUUAUAUAAUAAUUCUGUUUAGGCAGCAAAAAAAUUAAAGCUUAAAUAUGCAGCAGCCAAAACUUACAUAAUUUACUAUAGGAACAAUGUUAUGAGGUCUAAAAUUUAAAUCAACUCCAAAUUAGAAUGUUAGAUUGCACCACUUUCAUCAAAAAAGUGCAAAUUAAACAUUGUAUCGAAACUAGGAGGAGAUGUAGUUGGACAACUCCAAUUUGAAUAUCCCACCAUGAAUUAAGAAUGA
Messenger RNA from Paramecium octaurelia, 720 nucleotides. Lineage: Eukaryota; Ciliophora; Oligohymenophorea; Peniculida; Parameciidae. The record is from the annotation of a GenBank genome assembly.